AUGGUCUACGCAAGCCCUCACCCUCAGGGUUGGGUGCAGCUUUGGAGAGACUUAUGUGGCAUUGCAGACCAGACGGAAGGUCCUUGGAUGGUUAUGAGGGAUUUUAAUGCUGUUCUUUAUUCUCAUGAAAGAGUAGGGGGAGUUGGUACUUCUUGCAUACGAGGAGAUAAUGCAUUUCGCGACUGGGUCAACCAAUGCAAUCUGGUAGACUUGGGAUUUAUUGGUGCUCCUUUCACAUGGUGUCGAGGUAGACUAUUUGAACGACUUGAUAGAGCUUUGGCAUCCUAUGAUUGGCGUCUUUUAUUCCCUAAGGCAACUCUCUCUCAUCUAAAUCCGCUGAAAUUAGAUCAUUCCCCCAUUCUGCUGAAGCUGAAUCCCGAUAGGUCUGAACGUCCCACUAGAAGACCCUUUCGCUUUGAAGCUGCCUGGCUUACCCAUGAUGGAUUUUUUGAUAUCAUGCGACGAGAAUGGAAUGUCCACCAAGCUUGGAAUCAAUGA
Messenger RNA from Cajanus cajan (pigeon pea), 498 nucleotides. RefSeq lists its product as uncharacterized. Gene Ontology annotation, molecular function: nucleic acid binding; RNA-DNA hybrid ribonuclease activity. Lineage: Eukaryota; Viridiplantae; Streptophyta; Magnoliopsida; Fabales; Fabaceae. The record is from RefSeq and is a predicted model, not a curated record.